Messenger RNA from Halichondria panicea, 2454 nucleotides. RefSeq names its product alpha-1,6-mannosylglycoprotein 6-beta-N-acetylglucosaminyltransferase A-like. The transcript is spliced from 12 exons. The coding region runs from base 162 to 2273 and encodes 703 amino acids. The record is from RefSeq and is a predicted model, not a curated record. Lineage: Eukaryota; Metazoa; Porifera; Demospongiae; Suberitida; Halichondriidae. Gene Ontology annotation, biological process: protein N-linked glycosylation. Gene Ontology annotation, molecular function: alpha-1,6-mannosylglycoprotein 6-beta-N-acetylglucosaminyltransferase activity. Gene Ontology annotation, cellular component: Golgi apparatus.
GCGUGGCACGACCUGAUACAGAUAUAGGUACGUGCUAGCUAGCUAGCUACAAGCGAGACACAUACGUACAUGUUUAUAAUAAAGGCAUAGACUACAGACAUAACCUACUUUGCUGCUUAACGCUUGUGAUCAAGAAGUGACCAAGCAAGUUGCCGUGCAACAUGAGGCUGUGCUCAAGAAGGAGAAAACUGUUGAGAAACCUAUUAAUCUUGGCUGUUCUAAGCUUCUCCAUGUGUCUGUUUAUCCUCUCAUAUUUUCAACAUACAAAUCUAGAAUUAGACAAACAAGUUAUGGCAUUGGCACUGAAGCCUAAUGGAUUUGUUAACAAAUUGUCUCAAAGAGAGAUUCUUAACUUCGACCAUGCUUGGGAACAAGACAAGAACAUGUCACAUGAAAUUCAGAAAGAAUUCUCCACUGUGUUGCUGCUGAGUGACGCUAUCGCACAGACGUCAGCCGUGCCCGUUACCGAUGACACCCUGUGUGUUGGCCCCUGGCCAAAUCAUCCGGAAUGUCAGAAUAAGAUGAACUGGAUGGAGGGCAACUGGAAGAAGGACCCAUGCUAUGCUGAACACGGGGUGAAUGAUACACCUUGUUCAUUUCAGGACUACCUAUCACUAGUGGAGCACUUUUGUCCACCCAGACCAGGGAAAAUAAUUAACCAUCCCACAUCAAAAAGGGCUACAGUAAACUCUGACCUAGCUCCAUUGCUGAACGAGCUCAAUCGCAACCCUAAGUUUGACUGGAUUAAACGACGCAUACAGAGCCUUUGGCCACAGUGGACGGAUGCCCUCAAGCAGUUGGAGAUGAUUAGGCCAUUCCAACACCGCGAGAAAAAGAUUCUGAUACACAUUGGAGCGUUGUCAGAUAAAUCAAAGUUCCAUCUAGCCGAAACAGCUGACCAUGGCGGACCUUUGGGGGAGCUGGUACAAUGGAGUGACUUAAUUUCGAUCAUUCACCUUCUAGGGCAUCAAAUAGUUUUUAGUACGGAACCCAAUGCACUGAAGCAUAUCCUUCCCGGUCCUUCUAACAGCAUAACUGGGGGUUGUCCAACAGGGAGAGAGAAGGAUUUCAGUGCCAUCUUCACGGAUAUUGUAGGAUUCAAGCAGUUCAAGUCGGCGAUGAAGAGUCAGCUUCAACACUACCUGUGUCUGUUUAGAGUUUUGGACUCCUUUGGUACUGAGCCUCAAUUUAACUACAAACCUUGGAAGUCAAACAAUAAAUACAAGAAACAAAGUUGGGGCAAUUUGGGACUCAACCCUCGACAAUUCAUGACAAUGUAUCCUCAUACUCCUGAUAACUCAUUUCUCGGUUUUGUUGUUGGUAGCAACCGCACUAAUUCGCUCCCCCCUCCCGAGAAGAAAAACAUCGGACUGGUGUACGGUAAAGAGCUAUACAUGUGGAAGGGUCACCAUAACUACCUGGACACAGUGAGCAAGUACAUCGACAUCCACUCUACCAUUGGUACCACCACUCAAAAAGAUCAAAAUUAUGACAUAUCCACAGUGGUUCCAGGAUUUGUCAGCAACCACGGCAUUCUUAACCGCACAGCUCUCAUUAAAUUGCUUAAGGAAUCGAAACUAUUUAUUGGUUUCGGGUUCCCUUACGAAGGACCUGCCCCACUCGAAGCUAUUGCCAAUGGCUGCUUUUUCCUAAACCCCCGAUUUGACAAACCGCUUAACAGAGAAAAUACAAAGUUUUUUAAGGAUAAACCAACAUUGCGUGGCCUCACAUCACAGAAUCCUUACACUGAGCACUUUAUUGGGAAGCCGUACGUGUACACUGUGGAUAUUCUGAACUUAAAGGAAGUGAACAAAGCACUGCAAGACAUGCUCUCUAAGGAGCCCCUUCCUCCCUACAUCCCAUAUGAGUACACGUAUGAGGGCAUGCUUGAGCGUGUUUCGGUGUACCUGGAGUACCAGGAUCACUGUUCCCACGUCCAGUGGCCCCCUCCCUCAGCCCUUGUGGCCAAAGUCUCCAGGCAGGGAGAGAGUUGCAAAGAGGCCUGCUAUAGAGAAGGUUUGGUGUGUGAACCAGAGCUGUUCCCACUCCUUAACACGGAAGAGGCUUUGAAAAACCAUGAUCUGAAGUGCUCCACUGUGUCUACUGAGAACAGUAUCCAUGGUCCCUCCAUAGACUCCUCGGGACGUUGCAGCCUGCAGGAACAGAGAUUAUUACUGAGCUGUGUUGGGGAAUAUCACACUGUGAAACGACUGUGCCCUUGUCGAACUUUUAGAAAAGGACAAGUAGCUUUGUGUUCAGAGUAUGUACGAUAGCUAUCGAUCAUCAUUACUUUUUUUUUUCUGCAUCACUUGUGUACGAUAGCUAUCGAUCAUCAUUACUUAUUUCCUUCUGCAUCACUUGUGAUUUUAAUGCUCAUCAUGCACCUUAUCUUGUGAGGAAAAUCCCACAACACCAAGGGUUCUAAGAUCUACACUAAAGUGGGUGGUGCCAUCA